CCUUGCUUCCCCUUCUCUUCUAUCUUUCUCUUUUCUUGUUUAAUUUCUUUAAAGAUUUAAUCUUUAUAUGAUUUGAUUAUGCAUGAUUUGAUUAUGCAUAUACAUGAUGAAAGAUUGCAAAUUUAUUGAGUUUAUGAUAUACUAAGUACAUAAUUAAUUUUCAGGUUUUAUUAAUUGAGAAAUUAGGGUUUCGAAAUCUUGAUUUUUCGUAGUUUUGGGCUUAAAACGUGAAUGAAUUGAUUUAACUAGCUACUUUGUGGUUAAAUAUGACCCUAACUUUAAUUUUUGAUGAUUAUAAAUGAUUUUCAGUUUUCCAUAAAAGCUGAUUUUGGGUUUAAACUAUUCAAAACUAUAUUUUUAGAGUUCAAAUUAGGUAAUGGGUUGUUAAAAUAGCAUGUAUAAAGUAAAGUGAUGUUCUAAAAUUUGGUACAUAAUCUGAGUUUUAGUUGUCUUAGCAUCUUGUAUUAUGAUGAAUACAAUGGGGUGAUCUACUUAAGCAGAAUAAACCAUAUAUAUUGUUUGAUCUAGAUUACAUUUCACAUGAAUGCACAAGGGCUCUCAACCCAGGAAAUACUUAAUGUUAGGUCACAAAGUAGAAAAAUGACAAUGUUACAAGUGUAGUACACGUUACUUUAAGAGGCCAUCAAAUACUAAAUGAUCUAGCUAAGUCAAUGUAAAAAAGUGAUAUUACACAAGUGAUGACUUUCAUGUAAUUAUCGAUGAAAUUUUAUAUUUAAUUUAUUCUUUGUAGAUGGUUUUCUUUUAAAAAAAAUCUUUUGUUAUACAUAGCCGAAAUAAAGUUGCUCAUGAGUUAGCUCACUUUCAAGUUUUAAGUGUAGAAAAUCGAGCAUAAUUUAUGAAAAAUCAAUAUCCCCGGAAAACAUUAUGGUCUAGCUUCUAAAGCCCCACUAAUACAAUAUCGCGUACAUAUAAAUCUAGUUUCAACUAAUUCAACAACACUUCACUAAUACGGAGUACAACAUUUGUGCUCAUUAUUCUAGCAAAAAGAUUUUCCAUCAGUGUUCUCAAUUUUUUCCCAACAAAAUUGGAUUUUUUCACUUUUACAAAUCGUACUAUGACUUAUCCAUUGGAGCGGCUUCAGAAGUUUCUCAUUUCCAUUGAAGCAGCGUUUAAGAUUACAGAAUGAACCAACAACAGCGUAACUUGAUUUUACAAUCUUCCUCCAACUUCGCACCACCCAAAGGGGUGAGAUUAUUGUAUGGAACAGCAGGGUUUAGAACAGAUGCAACCCUUUUGAGAUCAACAUUGUAUAGGAUUGGAAUCUUGGCUGCUUUAAGAUCCCUUAAAACUCAAUCAUUGAUUGGGUUGAUGAUCACAGCUUCCCAUAAUAAGGUUUCUGAUAAUGGUGUCAAAAUUGCUGAUCCAAAUGGUGGAAUGUUGUCUCAGAAUUGGGAACCCUUUGCUGAUUCUCUUGCUAAUGCUGCUGAUCCUCUUCAACUUCUUCAGCUUAUUGAAGAAUUUGUGAGGAAGGAGAACAUCUCAUUUGACAAUGCCUAUUCAGCAGAGAUCUUGCUAGGAAGGGACACCCGGCCCAGCGGAGAGUCUCUCCUAGAAGCUGCAAAGCAAGGUAUCAGCUCUAUAACUGGUGCAAUUUACCACGAUAUGGGAAUUUUAACCACCCCACAAUUAUAUUGGAUGGUCCGUGCUAGAAACAUGGGUAUGAAUUCAACAGAGCAGGAUUAUAUUGAGCAACUCUCACAUUCCUACGAGUUAAUGUGUUUAGUUGAGUUGAUUCCAGACGGAAUUAAAGGGAGAAAAUCUUAUGAUAAAGUGGUAGUUGAUGGGGCUAAUGGUGUAGGAGGUGAUAAACUUGAAGUUUUGAAAGACAUGUGCGGUGGUCUAUCAAUAGAAUUAAGAAAUUCCAGCAAAGGAGAAGGUAUUCUGAACGAAGGAGUUGGAGCUGAUUUUGUGCAGAAAGAGAAGGUCAUGCCUUCUGGGUUUGGCCCUAAUGAUGUUGGGCUGAGGUGUGCAAGCUUUGAUGGGGAUGCAGAUAGGCUUGUAUACUUUCUUGUGCAACCAGACAGUAAAGCGAUUGACCUUGUUGAUGGGGACAAGAUGCUAUCAUUAUUUGCUCUAUUUAUUAAAGAGCAAUUAGAUGUUCUCAAAGACAUUGAAAUUGAAAAACCAUGCGAACCUUAUCAUCCACGUCUAGGCGUAGUGCAAACUGCCUAUGCUAAUGGGGCAUCAACCGAUUAUCUGAAGAACUUGGGGUUAGAUGUUGUCUUCACUCUGACUGGAGUGAAAUAUUUACAUGAAAAGGCUUCUGAAUAUGAUAUCGGUAUAUACUUUGAAGCAAAUGGCCAUGGCACCAUAUUGUUUUCUGAUAGUGUUCUAUCUUGGUUGGAGGCUAGAAAUAGUGAGCUCUCUUCCUCUUCUACAGGCUCGGAAAAUCAAAAGGCUGUAUUGAGAUUAUUAGCUGCCAGUAAACUAAUCAAUCAGGCUGUUGGUGAUGCUUUGAGUGGAUUGUUAUUGGUAGAAGCCAUCUUACUACAUACAGGAUGGUCAAUUCAGAAAUGGAAUGAACUCUAUAAAGAUCUGCCUAGCAGACAGCUUAAGGUCAAGGUUGUUGACAGAACAGCUGUUGUCACUGCAAAUGCCGAGACUAUAGUUGUACAGCCCGCUGGUAUCCAAGAUGCGAUUGACAGUGCAACUGCAAAGUAUCAUCAUGGACGAUGUUUUAUCCGACCAUCAGGCACAGAGGACGUCAUUCGGGUGUAUGCAGAAGCCACCACCCAAGAAGAGGCAGAUAAUCUAGCUAGUGAUGUAGCAAAGCUCGUAGAUCAGUUCCUUGAAUUGGGCAGCUCUCAUUAAACAAAUUGCCGGCUGGUUUUUGUUGUUGCAGGAUUAGUUAUAACAUGGGAAUUGCCUGCUUGUUUGCCUCAGUCAAUCCCCUUUUUAUAGAUCAACGUCAGGGAUUCUCUUGACAUAUGUAUAACUGAAUUAAUUGUAAGUUUAAAGGUUUUACAGAAACAGGUUUUCCCCUUGAUAACAGAAGUGGCAUUACCAGAUUUUUUUCCUCAAUAAUAAUGGCAUUUUGCUUGCAUAAAAAGCACCAUAUUG
This is a messenger RNA of Chenopodium quinoa (quinoa), 3081 nucleotides long. RefSeq names its product phosphoacetylglucosamine mutase-like. Gene Ontology annotation, biological process: carbohydrate metabolic process; UDP-N-acetylglucosamine biosynthetic process. The transcript is spliced from 10 exons. NCBI's taxonomy places the organism in Eukaryota, Viridiplantae, Streptophyta, Magnoliopsida, Caryophyllales, Amaranthaceae. Gene Ontology annotation, molecular function: phosphoacetylglucosamine mutase activity. Bases 1144 to 2832 code for a protein of 562 amino acids. The record is from RefSeq and is a predicted model, not a curated record.